AUUAAAAUGUAUUUUGGUUGAGUGGUUAAAUUACGUGGCCAGGGGUAUAGUCCCUCAGCAUUGCAUUAAAUGUAAUUUGGUUGAGUGGCUAAAUUACCUGGCCAGGGAUGUAAUCCCUCAGAAUUGCAUUAAAUGUAUUUUGGUUGAAUGGUUAAAUUACGUGGCCAUGGGUAUAGUCCCUCACCAUUGCAUUAAAUGUAAUUUGGUUGAGUGGUUAAAUUACGUGGCCAGGGGUAUAGUCCCUCACCAUUGCAUUAAAUGUAAUUUGGUUGAGUGGCUAAAUUACCUGGCCAGGGAUGUAAUCCCUCAGAAUUGCAUUAAAUGUAUUUUGGUUGAGUGGUUAAAUUACGUGGCCAGGGGUAUAGUCCCUCACUAUUGCAUUAAAUGUAAUUUAGUUGAGUGGUUAAAUUACCUGGCCAGGGAUGUAAUCCCUAAGAAUUGCAUUAAAUGUAUUUUGGUUAAAUGGUUCAAUUACCUGGCCAGGGGUAUAGUCCCUCAGCAUUGCAUUAAACAUAUUUUGGUUGUUCAUAGUGUUGUUAAUCCUCUCAGAAAGUCUCUGGAACUCUUGUGCCUCCUCAGACAUUUCCUCGCCAGCCACCUCAUUUCCCCAAAUCUGUAUGUUACCAUCAUCC
Molecule: messenger RNA, 632 nt
Organism: Owenia fusiformis
Lineage: Eukaryota; Metazoa; Annelida; Polychaeta; Sabellida; Oweniidae
Source: the annotation of a GenBank genome assembly